AUGGCAACAAUGGUGGACAGCGCUCGGCCAGCCCUGGUGAGCGAUGCAGAUCUCAUGCAAGCACGGGCAGCUCUUCAACAUCAGCAAAGCCCAGAGCUUUCUGUACCCCGCGAAUUCAUUUCCCUUAUCGUUGAUGAACUCAUCUAUCGCCGCGAAUCGCAUUCCUCUAUCGCAGAAAUCGAACAUGAAUGCUCAACCCUCCGGAAAGAGCUCCGCAAACACACCCACAUCAAUGAGGCAUUUCAAAAAGAGCUGCGGGAGAUCGGCGAGAUCAUUACCCAAGUAGCCCAUGGCGAUCUUUCACAGCGGGCCCGGAUGCACCCCCUCGAGAUGUCGCCUGAUAUCGCAACCUUCAAGCAGACAAUCAAUACUAUGAUGGAUCAGUUGCAGGUCUUCAGUCAAGAAGUAUCGAAGGUUGCUAGGGAGGUGGGCACAGAGGGUGUACUGGGUGGUCAAGCGAAAAUUGAGGGCAUCCAGGGAAUCUGGCACGAGUUGACGGUAAAUGUGAAUGCCAUGGCGAACAAUCUUACCACCCAGGUCCGGGAUAUCACCACCGUAACGACCGCAGUCGCCAAGGGUGAUUUGCAGCGCAAAGUGCAGGCGGAUUGUAAGGGCGAGAUCUUACUGUUGAAGAACAUUAUCAACUCGAUGGUCGAUCAGCUACGGGAAUUCGCAUUCGAGGUCAGCCGUGUUGCACGGGAAGUUGGGUCAGACGGCGUGCUAGGUGGCCAGGCGGUUGUGCACGGUGUUGAGGGCACUUGGAAGAAUCUCACCGACAACGUUAACCGCAUGGCAUCGAAUUUGACCCAGCAGGUCCGCGAAAUUGCCGAUGUAACGACCGCCGUCGCACGUGGUGAUUUAACGAAGAAAGUGACCGCGGAUGUGAAAGGCGAGAUUCUGGAUUUGAAACUCACCAUCAAUGCGAUGGUUGACCGGCUGAAUCAGUUCGCAUUCGAAGUCAGCCGAGUCGCACGGGAAGUAGGAACGGACGGCACGCUCGGUGGACAGGCGCAAGUUGAGAAUGUCGAAGGACGCUGGCGCGAUUUGACAGAUAAUGUCAAUACCAUGGCCCAAAAUCUCACUUUACAAGUUCGCCAAAUUUCCAAUGUGACCCAGGCGAUCGCGCGCGGCGAUCUUAGUACCAAAAUUGAGGUCCAUGCGCAGGGUGAAAUUCUGACCCUCAAAGAAACAAUUAAUAGCAUGAUGGAUGGCUUGGGGGAUUUUGCAGGGGAAGUGAAAGGCGUGGCGAGGGAUGUGGGUGUCCGAGGUAAACUCGGUGGCCAGGCGAACGUCGCGGGAUCACACGGAAUAUGGAGGUCGAUCAGUGAAGAUGUCAAUACGAUGGCGGACAAUUUGACUUCGCAGGUUCGUGCCUUUGGUGAGAUCACCGAAGCUGCGAUGAGUGGCGAUUUCACAAAAUUGAUUACCGUGUCCGCUUCGGGAGAAAUGGAUGACCUGAAACAAAAGAUCAAUAAGAUGAUCUCUAGUUUGCGUGAUAGCAUUCAGCGCAAUACUGCUGCUCGCGAAGCGGCAGAGCUAGCAAAUAGAAGCAAGUCUGAAUUUUUGGCUAACAUGAGCCAUGAGAUUAGAACCCCGAUGAACGGGAUCAUUGGACUCUCCAGCCUGGCACUCGAUACCGACGACCUUCAAGCUCCCGUCAGGGAGACCCUGAAUAUGGUCCAUAACCUUGCCAUUAGUCUCUUGACUAUCAUCGACGAUAUUCUUGACAUCUCUAAAAUCGAAGCCAACCACAUGAUAAUCGAGAAGACGCCAUUCAGUCUUGGUGCAACAGUUUUUAGCGUGCUAAAAGCCCUAUCCGUGGAAACCAACGAGAAGGCAUUGGGCCUCGUCUAUACAGUCGACGGGGAAGUACCAGACUAUUUGAUAGGAGAUGCAUAUCGCCUCCGGCAGGUCAUGUUGAACCUGGUCGGUAACGCAGUCAAAUUCACAGACCACGGCGAGAUCAAGGUCACGGUAAAGCGCGCGGAGGAUGAUAAAUGCGCUUCGGACGAGACGGCAUUCCAAUUCUCCGUCGCAGACCCUGGAAUUGGCAUUGACGAAAGCAAACUAGGACUGAUCUUUGAUAAGUUCCAGCAAGCUGAUGGAUCGAUGACUCGUCGUUUUGGCGGUACAGGUUUAGGCCUCGCAAUCUCGAAAAGGCUGGUUUCUCUCAUGGGUGGUGAUAUCUGGGUGACUUCGCACGUGGGCGAGGGGAGCACAUUUUCAUUCACAUGUCGAGUGAAGGUAGCUCAGCCCCCGUUAAGCUUUGCAGACCAGCUUGUUCCCCACCGUGGCCGGCGUAUUCUUUUCUUUGAUCACGGGCUUACACGUAGCUUCCCGAUCGCCUCAGUGCUAAUGGAGCUCGGGUUAGAUCCGGUCAUUGUCACGGAGGAACAGCUAGAAAGCGGCCAGUUCCACGGUGACUGGGGCUGCUCAUUUGACGCGAUUCUCAUCGAAAACCUGGAGAUCGCCGCAAAACUCCGAGCCUGUUCAAACCUCCAACCUGUCCCACUAGUCAUUACAGCACAUACUGUAUCUCUUGCGCUCAGAGCAGCUGGUGAGCUCGGUAUAGCGUCCUAUAUCACUGUGCCUUGCAGACCCAUUGAUCUGUGGAAUGGCAUUCUCCCCGCUCUCGGCAAUCGUGCAGCGAGCACCCCUUCGGGCUAUACUCGUUCACUGGCCAUUCUUCUAGCAGAAGAUAAUGACGUGAACCAAAAGGUUGCCGUCCGUAUUCUUGAGAAAUUCAACCACAACGUUACUGUCGUGGAAAACGGCCUCCAAGCCGUGAAAGAGAUCAAACACCAUCGCUAUGAUGUGAUCCUGAUGGAUGUUCAGAUGCCCGUUAUGGGCGGAUUUGAAGCCACAGGAAACAUCAGACAGUACGAGAAGAUGAAUGGACUUCCUCGCAUGCCGAUCAUUGCCCUCACUGCGCAUGCUAUGCUUGGAGAUCGCGAGAGAUGCAUACAGGCCGGCAUGGACGAUUACUUGUCUAAACCAUUGGACUCUAGUCGCAUGAUGCAAACCAUCCUAAAAUGCUCCUCUAUGAACCUCGCAUCCCUAAAUGCUAUCGGGGGCUGA
This is a messenger RNA of Penicillium paradoxum, 3078 nucleotides long. Its product is annotated as CheY-like superfamily. Gene Ontology annotation, molecular function: phosphorelay sensor kinase activity. The transcript is spliced from 2 exons. The record is from RefSeq and is a predicted model, not a curated record. NCBI's taxonomy places the organism in Eukaryota, Fungi, Ascomycota, Eurotiomycetes, Eurotiales, Aspergillaceae. Gene Ontology annotation, cellular component: membrane. The coding region runs from base 1 to 3078 and encodes 1025 amino acids. Gene Ontology annotation, biological process: phosphorelay signal transduction system; cellular hyperosmotic response; phosphorylation.